Molecule: messenger RNA, 613 nt
Organism: Bactrocera latifrons
Lineage: Eukaryota; Metazoa; Arthropoda; Insecta; Diptera; Tephritidae
Product: histidine-rich glycoprotein-like
Exons: 1
Coding region: 103-414 (103 amino acids)
Source: RefSeq, a predicted model, not a curated record
GAGCGCGUAUUACGAAUUAGUUCAAUAGCUGGCGUGAAGAGCUAAGCAUCUGUUUCUAGUUUUAACAAGUAUAGAAAUCUUUACUUUUUAUUUUCUACAAAAAUGCCACCACAUGAUCAUCAUGGACCACAUCAUCACUGCGGACCACCGCACCACCAUGGACCACCGCACCACCAUGGACCACCUCACCACCACGGACCACCGCACCACCAUGGACCACCGCACCACCAYGGACCACCUCACCACCACGGACCMCCGCACCACCAUGGACCACCGCACCACCAUGGACCACCUCACCACCACGGACCGCCGCACCACCAUGGACCACCUCACCACCACGGACCGCCGCAUCACGGUGGACCACCACCGCCACCUUGCUGCUGUCCGCGAGUCAUUUGCUGUAAUAUACUGUAGUUGACAUCGGAUUUAUUAGAUUGUCAAAGAAGUCUUGCGGUAUUUUCGCUAGUUGGCGCUGAGAGCGCGYAGUUCUAGUUUUAUUCGUCGCAUCGGGUCAUGCGACUACACGUUUCACACGCAAACACGUGUUUGAUUGAUUGUCGUUUCUUUUAAGUCGUUCGUGAGUUAUAGCGUCGCAAACAUUCAGCAAAAUAAA